AUGAAUAAUAAAAUAAGUUAUUUGUUAAAUACUGUUAGAUGCAUGCAUAGGUGCAAUUCUGUGCUCACUCCCAAAUCUUCAGCCUCAACAAGAAAACACAUUUUAUGGAUUGGCAGAUACAAGGAUCCCCUGGAAAAUGGGAACUUCAGGAAAUUAUUUUUAAAUAUUUGUCCUUCUCUGCAUGGAUCAUCUCUUCGAUUUCUAUCUCAGAAGACAGAUGUUUUUAGCACAGGUGCUGAAAUACAAACAGAGAAGAGUACAGAGGCUUUGGUGAGUGAGGAGGCUCCCCAAAGCUCCGUGGAACUUGAAAAGUUGGAUGAUACUGGGAGCUUCAAAGUGAAGCACGUAAUGGAUCAUAGUGAACCGUUCUUCAAUAGUCUGCAGAAAUGUACCUGUCCUUGCGAUGUACUGGACUUGGCUUCAGAGUCUGCUGUUUCCAUUAAGCAUUUCACAAACUGUUUAACUACAGUAUGGAGGCUCUUCAAAAACCUGUCUGAAGACCAGCAGCGUUACGAGAAGCAGCUGAUCUUUGAGCACCCAGCUUUUGUCAACCUUUGUCAGCAGCUGCUGCGGGACUCCAGAAGGAUGACACGGGGUGACCUGGUGUUCAGUCUGCAUGCCGUGGUGAACCUAGGCGUUCCUCAGAACACUCUCCUAGUCCAGACUUUGGUGAGAGUGUGCCAAGAGAAGCUCAAUCAACUUGAUAAUCGAUGUAUCUCAGUUUUGGCAACUACUUUAGCGGGGCUGGAUAAAGACAAGAAUGUGAGCGCUCUUCAAGCUGGAUUACAAUUACUAGUGGAGCAGCGCAUUCCAAGUAUCAGAGACAUCUUUAUACUGCAAAACCUGAUGAAAUGCAUAGGAGAAGAUGCUCCAGUCUUUCUGAAAAAGAAAUUAGAG
This is a messenger RNA of Fulmarus glacialis (Northern fulmar), 897 nucleotides long. Its product is annotated as FAST kinase domain-containing protein 2-like. The transcript is spliced from 3 exons. Lineage: Eukaryota; Metazoa; Chordata; Aves; Procellariiformes; Procellariidae. The annotation marks the transcript as partial. The record is from RefSeq and is a predicted model, not a curated record.